Caenorhabditis bovis is the source of this 1725-nucleotide messenger RNA. Lineage: Eukaryota; Metazoa; Nematoda; Chromadorea; Rhabditida; Rhabditidae. The record is from the annotation of a GenBank genome assembly.
AUGCAAUGCCUUCGGCAACCGCGAGCCGUGUGUUAUUAUCAAAUUCGAUUUAAAACUGUUAAAUUUAAACCAAAAAUUGCGCGAACAAAACCAUUAAAAACGCCAUCAGCACUAGCUUUAGAUCAUUUUGACUUUUAUUAUGGACCAUUAUUCGGAAAGAAGUGGCCCAGUAUUCGAUUAGGGCUUUUGUCGCCUAAUAAAUAUGUGGCUGUUAUGAAUACUAUGUGCAGAAAUUGGAAGCCUCACGAGGAAAUUCUUAUCGAUUUGGGAACCCAAGACUUGCUCGCCACAAUUCGCGGCAAAAACGAGGACGAUGUAAUCGAGAAAAAGCGGCAGCAAGUUGAUCAGAAAGCUGAUGAAGACACGAAACGAGCUAAGAUUGAGCUAUCAGCAUCAAAUGAGACUUCCGAAAAUGAAAUCGAGAAAAAUGAGUUGGCUGAAGAGAAAAUUUAUCGAUCUGCGGCAGGAUUGUCAGAGUUUCGAGAAAGUCGCGGUGAAUUGUCGACGGCUCAACUUCAAAUGGGAAGUGAUAAAAAGAAGAAUGUCGAUUUUGAGAUCACUGGAUAUGAGGGAGAAGGUGUUCGACUACCGCUGCGAGACCACUUUCUUUAUUAUCCGAAACAUUUGCGAAUUCAAUGUUUUGGUCGAGCGGUUUUACAUGAUUUUCCGGCCCCGAUGAAAGAUGAAGUUGGGGUUCCGAGUUAUUGGCUACUCGACGGCGGCUCAUUGCUGCCUGUAUUAGCGCUUGGAUUACAAAAAGACGAAAGUGUGCUCGAUAUGUGCGCAGCUCCCGGUGGAAAAAGCCUUCUUGUGGCGCUCACUCAUUUGCCAAGCAAAAUUGUGUGCAACGAUUUCAAAUUGUCAAGGCUUGGACAGCUGAAACGAGCACUGAUGACGUAUGUGCCUGAAGACAAUCCGGCGAUUGACAAAUUUGUGCUAAAACGGAAAGAUGCGGCUGACGUCAAAAAUUGGGAUGAAUUCGAUGCUUAUGAUAAGGUGUUGGCCGAUGUUCCUUGCUUGACUGAUCGGCUGUCGGUUUCGACGGAUGAAGGCAACAUUUUCAGCACUUCGUCAACUCAAUUGAGACUUGAUUUGCCGAUUUUGCAGACCAAAAUUCUUGUGAAUGCGAUUAGAUCAGUUAAAGUUGGAGGCUCGGUUGUCUACUCAACGUGCACAUUGUCGCCAAGUCAGAAUGAAGCGGUUGUAGAAAAUGCUGUAGCGAUUUGCAGGAACGAAUUUGGAAUUCAGAUUGUCGAAGAAAAUCUGAAGCAGAUUGUAUCACACAUGACAGCAACUGGAUUAUAUAGAUUUCAUAAAACUCAAAUCGGAGCGCUUGUCAUACCAUUUUUGCCGUCGAAUUUUGGCCCCAUGUAUAUCUAAAUGGCAGACGCUCAAGAAAUCAAGCAGCUGAAAAUCAAAACUGGUGUCUUGAAGAGGCUUGUGAAGGAAUUCCAUGCUUACGAGAAGCAAUCCAAAAAGGACGAGGAAAAAGCCGAAAAAAUGAAAUCCGAGGCGAAAAAUGAGGACGAUGAGUAUGCAGCUAAAAAGGCCGCCGAAGUUGCUCGUGAAACUCUUGGAAUGGUCCGUGACACCAGAAGCCGAUUGACCAAAGCCGUCGCUGAUAUUCAAACAUUUUUGUCGUCGUCUCAAUUCUCAGAAGAAAGUGCCGAGCUCAAAGAAGCCAAUGAGCAUUUGGAAGCAGCCAAUAAGGUUAUCUCGGCUUAA